Messenger RNA from Folsomia candida, 3507 nucleotides. RefSeq lists its product as uncharacterized. The record is from RefSeq and is a predicted model, not a curated record. NCBI's taxonomy places the organism in Eukaryota, Metazoa, Arthropoda, Collembola, Entomobryomorpha, Isotomidae. The coding region runs from base 2682 to 3170 and encodes 162 amino acids. The transcript has 2 exons.
UUGCAUAGAAAAUGAAAUUCGAUUCAUUUUUACUAUUUCUGCUGCUGCUGAGAAAUACCUUCUGCACCCAUACCUAAAUGCAUGUCUCCGUAAAUUACGACCAUGUCCAAGGGAAACAGGAUGACAGGAACCUAACGAAAACCUAGUGACCGACAAAAAUCUUGCAAAAAAAUGACAAUGACAAUCAUUAAAAGAUCGUAAAGCCAAUUUAAAACACUUUUUCCACAGCAAGUACAUGGAUAUUUUGGCCAUCUAGAAAUAGACAGGGAUUUAACGACUCUGCCAUGCUUGUCAUUUCCCCUCCUGAAUCAAGUCAAGUACACUUGUAGGAAAAAUCUACGGGUUAUAAAUGUGAAGAAAAUUGGGGUUUACGAUCCCAUAUAUAUCUAAAUACACAGCAUGCAUGCACAUUCAGACAUCUCCAAUAUGCAGACGACUCUCCGAGUUGGUAUGGAUUUAGAAUCCAAUUAUGGCGAUAGAGCAACGUUUGAACGUAUGCAAUUUGUGACAAGUAAGUACAUAUGUACCCAGAGAUAAUUGUGCUGCGGGUUUAUUUUACAUAGAUUGAAUCCAACUCUGAUUUCUAUUGUGGUAUCAAACCUCCUAAAUUACAAGGCUGGGGUUUAUUAUGACCUCAAAAGGGAAGUGUACCAGGCAAAAUGCGGGGUGACAUGUGUCGAAUGAUUGGCUCAGAAAAUUGCUUCAUGAAAAAUUAUAAUCGCUCAGAAUUUGUUAAUGGAAACAUUCAGUAUUAAAUUAUCCACAGUUGAGUGAAGAAGUUGGUGAAAAAGUGGGAUUUUAUUUACUUAAUUAACUCUAAUUUGAAAUUGAAGGGAUAAAUUAUUCAUUAACUUGUGAUUUAUUCAGACAGAAUCAAAUUGGUAUUUGUGUAUGUGGAAGGAAAAUGUGGUUUAAUAAAGAGGCAAAGAACGGCAAGCAUACUAUUUUCGCUGCAUACUUUAUUAGACUGGGGUGGAUUUUCAUUUUCAUAAAUUCUGUGAAUUCUGUAUCAAUUGCGCCUCGCAGAAUCACCACCAGCACCACUGACCCUGAAGUAUUGAUACCCGACCUUACUUCUCCUACAACGAGGAGCAAUGUGACUUUGAAUCCUUCCCCUUCACCAGGCUCCGACUGGAUAAAAUUAAAAACGAGAAACGCAGUGAAAAGCAAACAGAGAAAUAAUAAGUUGUUUUCUCGGGGAGAAAGCAAUACCGAAAAUAAAUCCACCACCAUCCGUUUUUCAAUCCCCCUUCUUUCCAACAACAACAAAAACAACAUUUCUACUUCUUCUUCUUCAGCAGGAAAAGCAAUUAAUAAUCCACCCGAAUUCGGGAGAAGUAGACGCGUUAAUUUUCAUAAUGUCGGAAGAAGACGGUCCAAUCGGGUGGAAACAGAUAGUGAAAGCAUGGCAGCGAAACGGACCACAACAACAACAACAACCAGUGUGAAACCAAUGAAGAAAAUGGAAAAACUGUCGCUCGGCACGAAUUUCCAUGCCAGUCCGUUGAUCAGCGUGGGUGUGGAGACGAUAAAUUCUUCUGGGAAUGAAAAUAUGCAAAACCUAUUAAAAUAUGGUUAUCACCCUCACACUCCUAUGAGUUUUCUCUCUCUCCAGCAGGACUCCGAUUAUACGACCCAGCAAAAACACCACAAUUCUGAUAAUUCACGCAUGAAGGGCUUUAACAUUUUGGAAUUGAGGGAAACUCAAUACAAUGCGGCGGACCAGUCCAACAGUAUUUUGCGAAAUGUAAAAACUGAUCCCAUAAAUCCCCAUCCGAAUAAUCAACGUCAAACCGAUGGAGGAGAGGGGAUGCAUCAUAAUACGGGUAGUGAUGCGGGUGGAAAUGGGAAUAAUGACAAUCUGAAUGAUGGAUUUGGUAAUUACUACCAAAAUUUUCACCAAACGGGGAAGGAAACUUUAUCCCAGGAUCGAGCUGGCAGCAGACGUCCUAAAACUGGAAAUUAUCAAAGUUUAGGAUCCAACCAGGCUUUGCCAUCAUCAAAGCGUGGUUAUUAUGAUAGUAAAGCCACUUUUGAUGUCCAAAGUCAUAACAGAGCAGAAAAAUCAUCCCCCAUUACGAGGGAGAUUAGCAACGAGGGAAAAAGUGGUGGUAUUAGUGAUGAUGUUUAUGCUGGUAAUGGGGAAAAAGUGCAUCAACCGGAACUUGCUUUCCCCAUCGUUGACGAGGAAAUAGCACCACUUAAAGAGAGUUUAGCCCAACAUGUUGCUCUUAAUCCUGGUGCUGAGACAUAUAAUCGUAACGGGAAUGAUCAUGUUUCACUAAAAAAUGGACAUGACCACCAGCAGCCGACUCAUGUUCAUUAUUAUUACCCACGACAUAACGAAGAACAUCAACAAGUGAAAGUGCAGCAACCUGAUUACUCGCCUGGCAGACCAAGUCCAUCCGACGUUGCUGGCCUGGUUAUCGUCCAACUGCAUAAUUCAGACCAGAUAAAAAAUCUUUCUCCUCAUCAACUUUCACCUGAAGUGAAAGUGCACAAUUUCACGCAGGAUAAGGGGCAAAAUGCAAUUUUUCAUGACCAGCUUAUGCACCAGCACGAAUCACCACAUCAUAUCGGUCGUACGCUGGGUCACUAUUUGUAAGGGUCGUGGUCAUGAUACUCAUUGAUAAGCAUUGCUUUUUACGCAUAAUUUUUCUCAUAAUGUUUCUAAUUUAUGUAUGGAUCAGGAUAGCUUGAAAAGUCCCUCUGACCCUGUGGCGUCAUCGCAUUCAUCUCCCCAUACCCACGACUCCCACUCGAAGGAAGAGGAGGAAUUCGAUGAGGGCAGAAUCACCAUUUCCAAAGUCAUGUUGGGAUCCAAGUCCCUCAAGAAGGGGACAACCCUUGUGAUUCUGGCGUCAAUAGUAGUGGUCGUUAUUUGUGCUGGGCUUGGAGCUGCGGGGGCGUCAUUGAGUCCCAUCAUUUUUCCAAUUUUGCUUCUUCCCAUCGCCAUCGUGGCUUUUCUUCUCUUCAUUCCAUCAAUCAUCCUCUUUGUCCCGAUCGUCAUUGCGGGCUUGGCUGGUGGUCAGGAAAAGAGGAGGCGAAGAAUGGAUGAUAGCACUCAAAUAUUUGCAAAUCAUGAACUCUGGGCCUGUCUCAGUCGGGCGGACAACAUAAUUAGCAAAAUUUUUAGAACUGAUUUGGACGCCAUCAUUGCCAAAUUAUAAAUACUAAAAGUUCAAACAAUCGAUAUGCUCCUUUCUCAAAAUUGUACAAAGAAUCAUGACCGUUAUUGUUAUUAUGAGCUACCAACUCUGUUGUAUACAUAGGCUUGGAUAAUAAUUUAUUGAUCGUAAUAAUGACAUAUUUAUUAGUAAUACCCACAAAAAUUAAUGGAUAUUACAAAUUACAGAUACUUCAGUAAUAUAUAUAUAAUAAGGUCUAUCACAUAUUUUUAUGUUUUUCGUCAUCAAUUUCUUAUUGCAGUGUGUGUGUAAUAACAAAUAUAAUAACGAAAGGAAUAAUAAAUAAGGCGACAGGUUUUAAAAAAUACUUGUGAAAUCC